This is a messenger RNA of Colletotrichum abscissum, 213 nucleotides long. RefSeq lists its product as uncharacterized. The record is from RefSeq and is a predicted model, not a curated record. Lineage: Eukaryota; Fungi; Ascomycota; Sordariomycetes; Glomerellales; Glomerellaceae. The coding region runs from base 1 to 213 and encodes 70 amino acids. The transcript has 2 exons.
AUGUUGGGGCCUUGUUGCCUGACUCCGGUGCGGGCUCCCAAUGCCUACGUGUCCCCGAUCCCCCGGGUGACGAGAGCCGUCGCCCCCAGGUGCCAGCUUGCAUGCACGCUUCAGUCCCUGACUCCCUUCUUCCCCUCCGAACAUCGCCAUAUCCGUCCGAGCCGAGGUGUCUCCGCCGACAACUUGACAUUCGCAUUGAAUCACAAACAAUAG